GCAGAGGCCGCUCUGAUUAGCAAGGAAAGGGGCAAUUGAGUUUUCAUGGAACGUCACCGGGAUAGGAAGGGCUGGUUUUAUUAUAUAUUUUAAGAAAAUAAAAACAAUAGAUCAAAUGUGUCUCAGUAUUCGGAAAUGCUCUGAAUUGUGUGGAUUCUUUUCAGAAGGAAGUUAUUUGCAACGGAACGAAGACGCAGUUCUUUUCGGAAACCCAGGGAAUUAAAAGCCAGAUUUGCGAGUUGCGUUUGUCUGCAAGCUCAAGCUAAUUUCCCUGCAAGCAAGACGGUUAUAGCAUCAGGGCACACGAGUUAAACAUUCAACGAAGUGGUAAGCUGCGAUGUCUUAACGCCGUGGAGGACCCUACCCUGCUGCGUGGAGGACGUGCGAGGUCCAUUGGCUGCUAAUGGGAACCCCAUCAACGCCAUGAGUGUUCGCGAUGGUGGGGGGAUCGGCGGCGUGGGCACGCUGGGCAGGCGCGGGCGCUUCGAGGACUCGGAGUUCACCCUGCGCAUCUACCCGGGCGCCUUGGCCGAGGGCACCAUCUACUGCCCCGUGAGCGCCCGCAAGAGCACCACAGCUGCCGAGGUCAUCGAGCGCUGCCUGGAGCGCCUGCGUCUUGACCGCGAGCGCUGCUACGUGCUAGCCGAGGUCAAGGAGUUCGGCGGUGAGGAGUGGAUCCUGAACCCCACCGACUGCCCUGUCCAGCGGAUGAUGCUCUGGCCGCGCGGCGCUCUGGAGCAGCGCUCCGGCGGCGGCGGCGGCGAGGACUACCGCUUCCUGCUGCGCCAGAAGAACCUGGACGGCUCCAUCCACUACGGCGGCAGCCUGCAGAUGUGGCUGCGCGUGACGGAGGAGCGGCGGCUCAUGAUGGAGCGCGGCCUGCUGCCGCCGCGGGAGGAGGCCCGCGGGGAUUACGCCGACCUCUGCCGCCUGCCGGAGCUCACGGAGCGCUCGCUGCUGGACAACCUGCGCUCGCGCUUCCGCCAGGAGCGCAUCUACACGUACGUCGGCAGCAUCCUCGUGGUCAUCAACCCCUUCCAGUUCCUGCCCAUCUACAACCCCAAGUACGUCAAGAUGUACGACAAUCACGCGCUGGGAGAGCUGGAGCCGCACGUCUACGCCGUGGCGGACGUUGCCUACCACGCCAUGCUGCAGCGGCGCAGGAACCAGUGCAUCGUCAUCUCCGGGGAGAGCGGCUCGGGGAAGACGCAGAGCACCAACUUCCUGAUUCAUCACCUGACGGCGCUCAGCCAGAAGGGCUUUGCCAGCGGGGUGGAGCAGAUCAUCCUGGGGGCGGGACCGGUGUUAGAGGCGUUUGGGAAUGCAAAAACAGCCCACAACAACAACUCGAGUCGCUUCGGCAAGUUCAUCCAAGUGAAUUACCAGGAGAGCGGCACGGUCAGAGGGGCCUAUGUGGAGAAGUACCUCCUGGAAAAAUCCAGACUGGUCUAUCAGGAGCACAAUGAACGGAACUACCAUGUGUUUUACUACCUGCUGGCAGGAGCAAGUGAUGAGGAGAGGAGCGUUUUUCACCUUAAGAAGCCUGAAGAAUACCAUUACCUCAAUCAGAUGACAAAGAAGGUCCUCAGACCGAACUGGGAGAAUUACUAUGAGAGCGAACCGGACUGCUUCACAGUGGAAGGAGAGGACCUGAAGCAUGACUUUGAGAGACUUCAGCUGGCCAUGGAGAUGGUGGGAUUUCUGCCUGCCACACGCAAACAGAUCUUUUCUCUGUUGUCGGCCAUUCUUCACCUGGGGAACAUCCGGUACAAGAAGAAGACCUACCGAGACGACUCCAUUGACAUCUGCAACCCAGAAGUCCUGCCUGUCGUCUCUGAACUUCUAGAGGUCAAGGAGGAGAUGCUGUUUGAAGCCCUGACAACACGGAAGACCGUGACUGUAGGAGAAAGGCUGAUUGUGCCCUACAAACUAGCUGAGGCCGGCACCGUGCGAGACUCCAUGGCCAAGUCCCUGUACAGCGCCCUGUUUGACUGGAUCGUCUUCCGGAUCAACCACGCCCUGCUCAACAACCGGGACCUGGAGGAAAGCGCCAAGAUCUUUUCCAUAGGAGUGCUGGACAUAUUUGGCUUCGAGGACUAUGAGAACAAUAGCUUUGAGCAAUUCUGCAUCAACUUUGCCAACGAGAGGCUCCAACACUACUUCAAUCAGCACAUCUUUAAGCUUGAACAGGAGGAGUACAGGGCAGAGGGCAUCAGCUGGCACAACAUCGAUUACAUUGACAACACAGGCUGCAUCAACCUCAUCAGUAAGAAGCCAACAGCACUGCUCCACCUGCUGGACGAAGAGUGCAACUUCCCACAGGCCACCAAUCAGACUCUGCUGGACAAAUUCAAGCGGCAGCACGAGGGCAACAACUACAUCGAGUUCCCCGCCGUCAUGGAGCCCGCCUUCAUCAUCUGCCACUACGCCGGAAAGGUCAAGUACGGGGUCAAGGAUUUCCGGGAGAAGAACACGGACCACAUGCGUCCGGACAUCGUGGCCCUCCUGAAGAGCAGCAAGAACGCCUUCAUCUGCGGCCUGAUGGGCAUCGACCCACCGGCCACCUUCCGCUGGGCCGUCCUCAGGGCCUACUUCCGGGCCACGGUGGCCUUCAGGGAGGCCGGGAGGAGACUGGCGCGGAGGAAGAGCGGGCAUGCUGAUGCUGCUCCCUGUGCAGGUUUCAAAAGUGUGGAUAGUUUUAGCUUUCUGCAUCACCCUGUGCAUCAGAGGAGUUUAGAGAUCCUGCAGAGGUGCAAGGAGGAGAAGUACACACUGGAUAUAGCGGCAAAUGAUGAUACUGAAAAUGGCGUGACGCGCAGGAGUCCCCGCAUGCCGCUCUCGGACCUGCAGGGCAGCAACAUGCUGAACGACAAACCUCCAGGGGAGGGUGUGGGCUGGAACGGGCGUGCCGGUCGACAGGGUCGUCUGUCAUCCAGUGGAUCCAACACGGAUGAGGACGGAGGCAUCUUUGUCAACUCUACCAGCAGCAAGCUCCUGGAGAGAGCCCAUGGUAUCCUCAUGAGAAACAAAAACUUCAAAUUGAAGCCCAGUCUUCCAAAGCACUUGCUCGAUGUCAAGUCCCUGAAGUACCUCAGCAAGUUGACACUACACGACCGUAUCACCAAGUCCCUCCUUCACCUCCACAAGAAGAAAAAACCGCCCAGCAUCAGUGCUCAGUUCCAGGCAUCUCUGAACAAGUUGAUGGAGACUCUGGGCCAGUCGGAGCCAUACUUUGUCAAAUGCAUCCGCUCCAAUGCGGAGAAGCAGCCCCUGCGCUUCAACGACAGCCUGGUGCUGAGGCAGCUUCGCUACACCGGGAUGCUGGAGACCGUACGCAUCCGCCAGUCAGGCUACAGCAUCAAGUACACCUUUCAGGAUUUUGUUCGUCUCUUCCGGGUUCUGCUUCCUGAGGGCACCAGGCCCGUCCAGGAGGACAUCGGACAGUACCUGCGCAAAGUGGAGCUGGUGCCCGAUGGAUACCAAGUUGGCAAGACCAUGGUGUUCCUGCGGGAGGUGGAGCGCCAGCGGCUCCAGGCGUUACUCCACAAGGAGGUGCUGGACCGAAUCGUGACGCUUCAGCGCCGCUUCAGGGCCCUUCUGGAGAGGAAACACUUCCUCAGAAUGAGACUCGCCGCCACCACCAUCCAGCAAUGGUGGCGUGCCUACGGGUCGAAGCAGGAGGACGAACACACCCCCCGUCAGGAGCAGGCGGCCUUACUGCUCCAGACCGCCUGGCGAAGGUACAGGGAGCGCCGGAGGUUCGGACUGUGGCGUCGGGCAGCCCUGCUGCUGCAGAGGGAGUGGAGGGCGUGGCUGCGGAGGCGAGAGCAGGAGGCGGCAGCACGUGCCAUCCAGACAGCCUGGCGCCGCCACGCAGCCAGAGAGGCCUACCUGCGGCUGCGUGGCGCCACCGUGAUGCUGCAGGCGUUGGUGAGAGGCUACCUGGCCAGGCAGAGGUAUGGGGAGCUGAAAGCGCAAAGCUUGAAGGACAAGGAACAAAGAGAGAAGAAAAAUCAACCAACACAGAAGCUGCAAAAUGGACAGAGGAGCCCCUCACCGGACCCACAGGAGCAAGCAGCCAGGAUCAUGGGUCUGGACCUGAGCACGUGGGAGGACCGGUCUUACAACGAGCGUGAGACGGCCCUCCGACGACUGAACAGCCAGGAGGAAAGGAUAAAGGAGGGAGGAGGAGGUGGUGGAGAAAUUGGAGGCGGAGAGAUGAGGGCUACAGAGAGCCAGAUCAGGACCCACUCCCCAGUUCUCUCGGCAUCUACCACAGGCGUGGUGGUGAGAGAGAGGACGAGGACUUUGGACGAGCCCGGCCAGAGGACCACCAGGGCCAAGAGGGAGAGUCGGAGGAUGAGGGAACUGGAGCAGGCCAAGUUCAGCCUGGAGCUGCUUAAGGUGCGGUCCACGGGCGGUGGCGGGGCGUCACCCCCGUCCGAGGAGAGGCGCUGGUCAGCCGAGCUGGCCCACGCCACCACACCGCCUCCCCGCUCCCCCCAGGGGCCCAGCACGCCUGACAGCCAGAGCUCCAGAGGCAGCUUUGAGCUGCUCAGCGUGGAUGACGAGAUACCCAGGGAGAGGCCACCUUUGGCAGAUGUGGAGGAACUCGGUUCCUCUGUCGCUUCCGAAGCACAGGUGGUGCUGGAGUCGACCCCUGAGGUCUUCCCCAUCAGCCUCAUGUCGAAGGAGCCUCCGCCAGACAGUCAGAGCAAGGCGAAGAGCCAGGCGAAGCCCGAGAAAGCUGGGCCCUCCGCUCAUCCGCACAAGAUCGAAAACUGCCUCCCCACCUUUUACGUCCCAUCGACCGACAGCAGCCUGGUCAUCACACGUCGUCUGGGCGACGACUCCAUUAGACCAAUUGAGGCUGACACCACCACCAUCACCACCACCACCAGUACCACCACCGUCACCAAGCCACUUAGGUCAGUCAAGGAAAGGCGGGAGUCACUACGCCGACCCGUAGUGGUGGUCAUCAGCAUGCAGAAGGAAACUCCCCUCGACCAGGAGGAGCUCGGUGGCUCUGUCGUCCACCUCCCCCGGGUAGAGGUGCACGACAAGGCGGCGCAAACCGGAGAACUCCCUUCAGUGCUGCCACCACCGGCCGCAGUGCUAAUGGACCCCACCCCAGUCACCUCUGUAAUUCCUGCCCCCGGCCCCACCCCAGUCCCGGCCGCUAACCAGUUUGUCCUGGAGAAGCUGGAGCGCCUCAACGAGGAAAAGGAAGAGAGGCAGCGGCACCAGCAGCAGCAGAAGGAACGGGAGAUGAUGGAGCAGAUACGACAGCAGAAGGAGGUGCUGGAGAGACAGCGGCGGCACUUCGCUCAGUACGAAAAGGAGCUGUUCGAGAAGCAGAGGGGCAAGGCUCUUGUCAGGAUCCAGCAGAGCCGGCAAGUGGGUGCGGCUCAGGACGAGAGUGGAACCCCAGCUGCCUAUGCCCGUCCUCUUAUACCCAGCUCCGCAACCGAGAGGUCGCCGACUCCAGCCCCAGCCUCCGGGACCCCGUCCGUGUCCGAAGCCCCUGUAGGACCUUCUCCUCCUGGGCCACUGGAAACCCAGGGUGCUGCAACACCCCAAGCCCAGGCCCGGAUCCCUCCGCCUCCCUCCACCCCCAAAGCGAAGACCAGGGAUGGGAGGCCCAUUGCAGAUGGCUGGGUUCCAAACUUGAUCCUGGAGUCCAGAGAGGGCAUGGAAGGAGGAGCGAGAGGGAGGGCCCCCAAGGUGGCCCCGGCCAAUCAGAGUGGCGGUGUCAGUAUGACCGAAAGGUCAGGGAGAAUCUUCUUCUCGCCCAAGGACAGGGUGUCAUUCUCUGAGUUCGACAUGGAGAAACCAGUCAGUGAAGAGAAGUCUGCGACAGACCCAAAAGAGGGACCCUCCUCAAGCGCAAAGUCCUCUAAAGCACUGAAAACCCGGGAGGUCGGCAGGGCAGGCUACAAAAAGAAACCCCGCAUGGCGCGGACCCGAUGCGACUUUUUGACACGCGCCCAAACAAUCUCUUUGGGGGGCGAGUCUGAGGACGACGAGUACGAGGAAGAGACUCCCAUCCCCCCCCCUCCCCCCUACGCCCAAACCCUCCCUAAACAGAAGUCCUUUGAGUGUUUCAGUGAUUCUGAUAUGCCCUCUACUAGUUCUGAGGAGCAGAAGAAGUUGCAGAAGGCCAUGUCAUCUGGUGAUCUAGUCAAAGUUGAAACACUACGCAAGAACUCCCAGCCGGACGGAAGGGUUCGUGGCAAGAUGCGUUUCUGGGGCAAGACCAAGCAAGGUGAGAAGAAACUGUCCAGAGAGAAGCUGAUCUGCGGAGGAGAUUCCAUGGACGGGGACUACGGAGACACAGGCCCGCUGCUUGGAGAAGCAGGACAGGAGUACAUGUCCCCGCCUCGUAGCCCGGACCUGACUCUGGAGCACGGGGCUAAGGAGUUCAAGGAAAACAAGGAGCCCUCACCCAAAGUCAAGAGGCGGCGCAGUGUCAAGAUCAGCAAUGUUGCCCUGGAGCCGGCCCAGUGGGGGAAUGACGCACUGCAGAUUCUCACCUGUGCCAACGACUACAGAAGCAUGAACGACUUCCUUAUGAAAAAGAUCAAUGACCUGGAGGCCGAGGAUGGCGGGAAGAAAGAUACCAUGGUGGAUGUGGUGUUCAAGAAGGCCUUGAAGGAGUUCCGCCUCAACAUAUUCAACUCCUACUCUACUGCCCUGGCGAUGGAUGACGGGAAAAGUAUCCGCUACAAGGACCUGUACGCCCUGUUUGAACAGAUCCUGGAAAAGACCAUGCGUCUCGAACAGAGGGAUUGGAGCGAGUCACCCGUCAAGGUGUGGGUGAACACGUUCAAAAUCUUUCUUGAUGAGUUCAUGACGGAGUACAAGCCAAUGGACAACACCAUCAGCAAGCAGGUCCCGAAACCUGAACGCAAGAAGAGGAGGAAAAAGGAUGCCGACAUUGUGGAGGAGCACAAUGGCCACAUCUUCAAGGCCACCCAGUACAGCAUCCCCACUUACUGCGAGUACUGCUCCUCUCUCAUCUGGAUGAUGGACAAAGCCUGCGUCUGCAAAUUGUGUCGCUACGCCUGCCACCGAAAGUGCUGCCUGAGGAUGACUACUAAAUGCAGCAAAAAGUACAACCCAGAGCUGUCGUCCAGGCAGUUUGGCGUGGAGGUGUCCCGUCUGACCAACGAGGAGAGGACAGUGCCUCUGGUGGUGGAGAAGCUCAUCAACUACAUUGAGAUGCACGGCCUCUACACAGAGGGCAUCUACAGGAAGUCUGGCUCCACCAAUAAGAUCAAAGAGCUCAAGCAGGGCCUAGACACAGACGUGAACAGCAUGAACCUGGACGACUACAACAUUCACGUCAUUGCCAGUGUCUUCAAGCAGUGGCUCCGUGACCUGCCCAAUCCACUCAUGACCUUUGAACUGUAUGAGGAGUUUCUCCGCGCCAUGUGCAUGCAGGACAAGAAGGAGGUCAUUCGAGGGGUGUACUCAAUAAUCGACCAGCUCAGUAGAACUCACCUCAACACCCUGGAACGGCUGUUCUUCCACCUGGUCAGGAUUGCUGGGCAGGAGGACACCAACCGUAUGUCGGCCAACGCCCUGGCCAUCGUCUUUGCUCCCUGCAUCCUGCGCUGCCCUGACACAAUCGAUCCCCUGCAGAGUGUCCAGGAUAUCGGGAAGACCACCGCGUGUGUGGAGCUGAUCAUUGUGGAGCAGAUGAACAAGUACAAGGCCCGGCUGAAGGACAUCAACAGUCUGGAGUUUGCGGAAAACAAAGCCAAGUGCAGGCUGACCCUCAUCCGGAGGUCAAUGAAACCUGUACUAGUUGCCGUUAGAUUUAUGACCAUAGCCCGCAGUACAGUCCCGCCAAACUCAGCCAAAAAGGGCAAGGGCCACGUCCGGCGGUUCAGCUACCACCACACACCCUCCCCCCCGGUUAGCCCGCGGCUACCACUGGCGGCGGAUGUGGCGACGUGUGAGGGCGGUGUUGAGGAGGCGCUGGCGGGUCUGGAGCCUGAGGUUCCGGAGCACCAGCAGGUGGCCAUGCAGCAGGAAGAGAGGGUGCUGACAGAGCAGAUCGAGAGCCUGCAGAAGGAGAAAGAGGAGCUGACCUUUGAGAUGCUGACCUUAGAGCCUCGGGCUUCAGACGACGAGACCCUGGAUUCAGAGGCCUCCAUCGGCAGCUCAGAGAAUCUCAACGUGGACUCGGAAGGAGCCACCUCAGACUUCUCCGAGAGAUGCGGCCCUGUGCCGUCCGCCGCCACCCGACCCAAGAAGUCAGAGGGGAAGAGCUACCGACGUCACAACCUACGCCGACAGGCGGAUUCCCUGGACUCAGUGGACUCCGGUUCCACUAUUUCCUCCCACUCUUCCUCCGCCCACCUACACCCGCCCACCUCAUCCGCAGUGACGGCCCGCCGCUUCAAGUCACCCGCCCUCGUCACCCCAGGCUUCCCCGGGACCCAGCCUCCUCGCUGCGACAGCGUAGACUGUGCCUCUGCGGCUGAACUGGAGGGGCUUUUUGAGGAGAGGUCACAGUUCACCAGCCGAGGCACCUUCAACCCGGAGAAAGGCAAACAGAAAUUGAAGGGGUCCAAGAUCGCACCCCUGAGACACUCUCGGGACAGCGCAGGCCACAGCAGGGACCCACCCGACUUAUCCCAGCAGCUGGUUUUGUACGGCAACAAUGAAUUCAUGGUGUGAAGGACAUUGGGACCACUUCCUGUUUCACAGCCCGCGCUCCCUACUCAUUGGCCGGCACCCGCGAAAUGGGGGGUGGGGGGGGGUUGAAGAGCGGGCCAUCUCACCCCUCCUCAAACACUCCAGCCCCCCAGUUUCCAUGUUCACGUCCACAGCCAUGUAGAGCUGUCCUCCACGUGCCAUGUACUGUGUCCAGCUCCAAGCCACUGGUGGGAGACAAGGUCGACCGAGGGAGAAGAGGGCUGGGUGAGAGGGAUUCUUGGGGGUCUCCUGAGCCGACAUCUCAGUGGGGUCUAGGAGGUGAGAACGAGGCUGGAGAGACGGAGGGGGAACAAUCAGGCUACCCUAGCCAUCGUCAAUGCUGCAGUCUCCAUGAACUUGAGCUAUCAAUCAUUGGCUGCUUUAAAAGUUUACAGUCCAUAACAAUCAGUGUAAGCAGUGGUUUCUCCCAUUACAAGUGUAUUUUUCCCUUAAGCGUAUUUAAUACAUUUUAUUUCAUCUAAAGUAUAAAUCUAUAUAACUAUAUUAUGCAGGUAUAAAUACUGUACAAAGCCGGAACACCAGUGACUGCUGGGUAGUUGAAGUUGAAUAUUUAUCUUUUGCUUGAGUAACUUGGGGAGGGAUGUGUGGAGUUGGCCAGCGGCUGUGUAUGCGCGCGCGUUAAGUGUGUAUUUGUGCGUGUGUGUAUGAGAAGACCACUUUGUGUUUUAAGUUUGUGCUGCUUUUUUUUCCCUCUCCUGAAAGAAAUACCGCCAUCAAAGGGACCAAAUCAGCUGGUGUGUGGAUCCCAGCUCGGUAAAGAAUGUUGGAUGUGAAUAAAAUCACUGCAUUCACUGCUUA
This is a messenger RNA of Esox lucius (northern pike), 9525 nucleotides long. RefSeq names its product myosin IXAa (gene myo9aa). The transcript is spliced from 45 exons. Bases 424 to 8688 code for a protein of 2754 amino acids. The record is from RefSeq and is a predicted model, not a curated record. Gene Ontology annotation, biological process: intracellular signal transduction. Gene Ontology annotation, cellular component: myosin complex. Gene Ontology annotation, molecular function: microfilament motor activity; GTPase activator activity; ATP binding. Lineage: Eukaryota; Metazoa; Chordata; Actinopteri; Esociformes; Esocidae.